AUGCCCACCUCCUACAACACCUCCCCGAUCCCCCUCAGGAAGGUCCAACACCCGCCUUACACAAUCCCGGUGCCAAACCACCCUCAAGUUCCCAACGAGACCAUCCCCCGUCGUCAUCCCAAAGCCCGCGAUGGCCUCCUCGAGCGCCCCGCCCCGGAUGUUAAUACUACCUUCGACCUGUUGAAGCGCUCGGCAAAGCUCUACCCAGACGAACCGGCCAUCGGUAGCAGAAAGCUCAUCAAAGUCCACAAAGAGAACAAGAAAAUCCCCAAAGUGAUCGACGGAAAAGAGGAGCUGGUGGACAAGGAAUGGACCUUUUUCGAGCUGAGCGACUAUGGGUAUUUGACCUACGGGGAGUACUUUAAGCAGGCUCUCGAGGUGGGAGCAGGGUUGGUGAAGCUGGGUUUAAAGGAGAAGGAGAGGGUGCAUAUUUUUGCUGCCACCAGUCCCGAAUGGCUAACUCUCUCCCACGCCUGCUCCUCCCAAUCCCUCACCAUCGUCACCGCGUACGACACCUUGGGCCCGUCGGGAGUAGAGCACUCACUGCUGCAGUCAAAAGCCUCUGCUAUCUUCAUCGACCCUCACCUUCUCAAGACAGCGAAGAAACCGCUCGAAGCAGCUGGUGAUCAGAUUAAAUUCUUGAUCUACAACAACAACUCGCACCAACCAGUCCCCGACUCUGAGAUUGACUCUUUCAAAUCUGCCCAUCCAGAUCUCAAGGUGUUGAGCUUUGAGGAACUGCGGCAGCUGGGGCAGGAUAACCCCGUCGAGGCGAACCCGCCAAAGGAUCCGGAAGAGGUCUACUGCAUCAUGUACACCUCUGGCAGCACCGGACCACCAAAGGGAGUACCAGUUAGUCAUGGGGGGUUUGUUGCUGCGGUGGCGGGGUUGUUUUCUGUCAUGGAGGAGAGUGUCUCACAAAAGGAGUAUGUUCUUGCUUAUCUCCCUCUGGCGCAUAUCUUUGAGUUGGUGUUGGAGAAUCUUGCCAUAUUUGUUGGGGCUACUCUGGGGUACGGCAGCCCACGGACGCUGUCCGAUCAAAGCAUGAGGAACUGCUACGGAGACAUGAGAGCUUUCCGACCGACGGUCAUGGUUGGUGUCCCCCAAAUCUGGGAGACCGUCCGGAAGGGAGUAGAAGGAAAGGUCAACAGUGGUGGGGCUAUCAUGAAGAACCUGUUUUGGGGGGCGUAUGCGCUCAAGGACUUGAUGGUCAGGACUGGGUUACCUGGUCAAGGCAUUUUGGACAAGCUCGUCUUUGACCAAGUCCGGGUUAUGACAGGAGGCAGACUGAGGUUCAUCGUCAAUGGAGCGAGUGGGAUAGCCACCGGUACGCAAAAGUUUAUGAGUUUGGUUGUGGCGCCGAUGAUGAAUGGGUAUGGGCUCACCGAGACGUGCGGGAAUGGAGCACUUGGGUGCCCGUUGCAGUGGACGACGGGGGCGAUCGGGCCUGUUCCUGCUGCGGUGGAGAUGAAGCUUGUGAGCUUGCCCGAGCUGGAUUAUGUGGUUGAUCACCCUACCAAUCCGCCCCAGGGAGAGAUCUUGCUUAGGGGGAAGCCGGUUCUCAAGGAGUAUUUUGAGAACCCGGAGGAAACCGCCAAGGCUGUCACAGAGGAUGGGUGGUUUAGGACGGGAGAUAUCGGGCAGUUUGACCCGGAUGGACAUGUGAGGGUGAUUGACCGGUUGAAGAACCUGGUCAAGCUGCAGGGAGGGGAGUACAUUGCGCUGGAGAAGCUCGAGGCGGUGUAUAGGGGUGCCGCGUAUGUGCAGAACAUCAUGGUGCAUGGGGACAGCGGGAGCCCGAGGCCGAUUGCGGUUGUAUUGGCGAAUGACAAGGCGCUGGCGGAGAAGGCGAAGGAGUUGGGGGUUGGUGAGGCGGAUAUGCAUCGCGACAAGAAGGUGAGGGAUGCGGUGCUCAAGAGCUUGCAGGGGGUGGCGAGGAAGAAUGGGUUGAGCUCGAUGGAGACGGUGGCGGGGGUUGUGGUUGUGGAUGAUGAGUGGACGCCGAAUAAUGGUCUUGUGACGGCGACGCAAAAGGUCAACAGGCGGGCGGUUAGGGAGAGGUACAAGAAGCAGAUUGAGGAGGUUGUGGGGAACAAAUGA
Molecule: messenger RNA, 2100 nt
Organism: Podospora anserina S mat+
Lineage: Eukaryota; Fungi; Ascomycota; Sordariomycetes; Sordariales; Podosporaceae
Exons: 3
Coding region: 1-2100 (699 amino acids)
Biological process (GO): long-chain fatty-acyl-CoA metabolic process; long-chain fatty acid metabolic process
Cellular component (GO): endoplasmic reticulum; plasma membrane; lipid droplet
Molecular function (GO): long-chain fatty acid-CoA ligase activity
Source: RefSeq, a predicted model, not a curated record